Messenger RNA from Nicotiana tabacum (common tobacco), 796 nucleotides. Its product is annotated as peptidyl-prolyl cis-trans isomerase Pin1. Lineage: Eukaryota; Viridiplantae; Streptophyta; Magnoliopsida; Solanales; Solanaceae. Gene Ontology annotation, cellular component: nucleus; cytosol. Gene Ontology annotation, molecular function: peptidyl-prolyl cis-trans isomerase activity. The record is from RefSeq and is a predicted model, not a curated record.
GUGUAAAUAUGGAGUAAUUUUUUCCCAGAGACUACAGAACUACACAAAACAGCUACUAGUAAUAAAGCGGAUACCGGCGGCGAUAGUGUGUUAAUCUUGUAGGAGAAGAAAGAGGAUAAAAAUGGCGUCGAACCAAGUGAGGGCAUCGCACAUACUGAUAAAACACGAGGGGUCAAGACGCAAAGCAUCAUGGAAAGAUCCAGAAGGUCGCGUUAUCUCUAACACUACCAGAGACGCCGCCGUUACCCAGCUCAAAGCCUUUCGGGAUGACAUCAUCUCCGGCAAAUCUAAGUUCGAAGAUGUUGCUUCUCGCUUCUCUGAUUGCAGCUCCGCCAAACGCGGUGGCGAUCUCGGUCCAUUUGGCCGAGGGCAGAUGCAGAAACCAUUUGAAGAUACAACUUUUGCACUGAAGGUUGGUGAGAUCAGUGACAUCAUUGAUACUGACAGUGGUGUUCACAUUAUUCUGAGAACUGGUUAGUUUACCAGAAGAAGUAUCCAUAGAUUCAAGAGCAAUUGCAAGUUGUAACGCGUCUUUUCUUUCUAUUUUGUGUCUCAAAGACUACCCUUCCCACUCUUGCGUCUUAUGGCCGCAACAAACUUAUAAAAUUUGAUUGGAUUAUCAGUCAAAUACGUCUCCAAAUGCUUGACUAGUAAUUUGAUGUUUAUAAACGUUUUUAGCCAUAUGUUUGAGAGUUUCUUGACUUGUGGCACGCUUAAGAAACUUUUUGAUGCAGCGCGCUCACUUUUUGUGGUUUUUAUUGGUGGUACUCAAUGUACUGAAAAGUCAUCCUGGGAA